This is a messenger RNA of Mesorhabditis spiculigera, 2109 nucleotides long. The record is from the annotation of a GenBank genome assembly. NCBI's taxonomy places the organism in Eukaryota, Metazoa, Nematoda, Chromadorea, Rhabditida, Rhabditidae.
AUGGGGCGGUUGGCGGAUAUUUUGGUAGAAGAGGAGUUUGAUGUGACAGUCCUGCAACCAUCGCUGACCAUGGAUCUCGUCUCGAUUAAAGACGUCCAGAAGGCCAAACUCGUCACCGUGCCCCAGGCUCCCGGAGUAAACGAAGGAUGGGCCAAGACGUGGUCCCAAUUCAGGAAUCCUUGGGUCCAUGAGCCGCAGUUUGUUAAAUUGCUCGCCUCGGCCGGCCAUUUUGCUACCCAGUGCAACUAUACCAUCCAGCAAACCGACAUCAUCGAGCAGCUGAAAGCCGAAAAAUUCGAUGUUUGCUUGACCGAAAUGUUUGAUCACUGCGGAAUUGUUUUAAUGAACCUACUCGGCUGCAAAUCCAAAAUCAUAACUGCUUCUACCGUCUCUAUGGAGUCGAUCAAUCCACAUAUCGGGGUGCCAAAUAUCUACUCGUAUGUUCCAAUAUCCGUGGCCAAGGGAACCGACAAGAUGAAUCUGAAGACAAAAAUUGGCAGCAUUAUUACGAUGCUAGGACUCCGCUAUUACUACUAUCAAUUCCGCAAAGAAAUGGACAAAGUGAUUGGCUACAACUUUGGCGCCGAGCACCAAUUGACGGCUGAUCUGGUUGGGGAGAGUGAUCUCCUGUUCGCAAACUCGCAUCCGGCACUCGACUUCGCGAAGCCAUCCUUGGAGAAAAUUAUUGAUAUCGGAGGGAUAUCGUUACCAACGCCGAAACCUUUGGAUCAAGAAUGGAAAGACCUAGUGGCAAAACGGAAAAAGACGGUCUUCGUUUCUUUCGGAUCAGUUGCGAGAAGCAUUUGGAUGCCGGUGGAAUGGCGGGACUCAAUCCUGGACGCUAUGAAGCAAUUCCCCGACGUGACCUUCAUCUGGAAGUACGAGAAGCCGGAGGACAAUUUCACGGCAUCGGCGCCGAAUGUAAAACUGACCGCCUGGGGGCCGCAGUUGGAUUUGUUGGCGUCCGGCAAGAUCGAUCUCUUCGUGAGCCACGGCGGCCUUGGAUCGGUUUAUGAGACGUCACUUUCCGGAGUUCCCGCAAUUUUCGUGCCCCUCUUCGCCGACCAAUUCCGGAACGCCUACAUGUGCCAAGCCAAGGGAUUCGCCGAGGUGGCGACGAAGGAUCGGCUGAUUGAUACCAAAUUUUUGGUGGACAUGUUGGGCAAGAUGCUGAAUGAUGACAAGUACAAAACUAGCGCUAUGGAGACAGCAAGAAGAAUGAAGUCUCGGCCUUUCAGUUCCCGCGAAUUGUUUGUAAAAUGGACCAAAUUCGCAGCAUCUGAAGGCAGACUCGACUUCCUCGACCCGGCCGGCCGCAAAAUGGGCUUUUUCGAGUACUUCUCUCUGGAUGUGGUCGCCAUAUUCUUAUCCGCGAUUACGGUCGUGCUCCUGGUGGUCUACUUGAUUGCAAUCUCCCCACUCAAACUCAUCAAAACCCCAGUCAUCAUCGCCACCUGGGCAGCGUGCUGCGGCUAUUAUUUCGCCGUGGAAUUUGCCAUCGCUUUCUCCAUCGUUUACUAUGCUCAAGCCCUGCAUUACUCGAUCUCAACUGGCGGAAUUUUUGCUAUGAUUGCGCUUAUCUUACUGCUACUAAUCAAAAUCUUAACCGGCCAGCUCUCCGACAAGCUGCAUCAUAUCAGUGAGCUGACCCGGAUGCGGAUAUUCAAUUCUGUGGCGCUGUUUGGGUCGUCUGUUUUCUUUAUAAUCGCUUCUUUCUGGGAGCCGAAUGGGAGUUGGAUGGAUAUUGCUGUUAUAGUACUCCCCGUCUGUAUCCUCGGUGUCCACAGUGGUGGCUACCCAAAAUGUGUGGUCAUCGUCGCCAAGCAGCACUCGCCGACCGUUUUCGCUUACAUGCAGCUACUGGGAUGUGCAAUUCUCGUCGCCGGAUCUUUCGUAGUCCCGGCCAUGACUCCAACCGGGUCCCACCAGGAAUGGGCUCAAGUUUUUCGCAUUUACGCUGCGGUCUUGGUCGUUUCUAACAUGAUAUUUUGCUAUUGGGCUUCUGCUGAACCCUGUGAAUGGACCAAGGCCAAGCCGGAGCAGGCUGAUGUUGAAGCCCCACCACCAAGUCAACAAUCAAGAAGGCCUUCAGAAACUGGGUCUACUAAA